GGCCCUUUUGUGGUCCGUCAGACCAGCUCUACUAGGUGUGGACAGGAUAUGCUCUGUAACCUCUUCUGUGUCACUCAUCUAGAAUUAGCCCUGUAGAUUUAGCCUUUAGCAUCGAUGUUCAGGUCUCUCUGACAAAACCCUCCAAAUUAUCUACGCAAAUUAUCACACCUCAUGUUUCUUUAGCAGUCUGGGUGUUGUGCAGGCGAAGAGAAACGACGGUGGCAGAGACUACAUGUGUAAGGCUACAUGUGUGACCGUUUACUCGCGGCUUCCCACACAGCCUCAGCUAACGGCUAGGUCUUUUAGGUGGAAUUCCGUCACUCUUUUCGCCCUCGUUUAUAUUUUUCCAUAAGCUAAGGAUUUAACUUUUUGGGUACUUGUUAAAAAAGGACAAAUUAUAUUUUUUCCUCAAAGACACUUUCUUUAGCCAUUUUGCUAACUCCAAAUUAGCUUCGUUUUUUUAUUUUAUAAUAAAUUACAAUGUGGGAGUUCCGCUCUAUGAUGUUCUGGCGGGCGGUGUUUGCUGAGUUUUUCGGCACCAUGUUCUUCGUCUUCUUUGGGAUGGGCGCAGCUCUACGCUGGACCUCCGGGCCGUACCAUGUCUUCCACACUGCCCUCUGCUUCGGUUUCGCUGCUGCCACGCUCAUCCAAUCCAUUGGCCACAUCAGCGGAGGACACAUCAAUCCGGCCGUCACCUUUGCUUACUUAAUCGGCUCUCAGAUGUCCUUUUUCCGAGCUUUCUUCUACAUCUGCGCUCAGUGCCUGGGGGCCAUGGCAGGAGCCGCGGCCCUGUAUGGAGUUACACCCAACAACAUGAGAGGCACACUGGCACUUAACACGCUGCAGCCUGGCAUGAGUCUUGGCAUGGCGACUACAGUGGAGGUGUUUCUCACCAUGCAGUUGGUGGUUUGUGUUUUCGCCGUCACAGAUGAGAGACGAAACGGCCGUGUGGGUUCUGCUGCUCUGUCUAUAGGCUUCUCUAUCACUAUGGGUCACCUGAUGGGGAUGUACUACACUGGAGCUGGCAUGAACCCAGCUAGAUCUUUCGCUCCUGCUAUCAUCAUGAGGAAUUUCAUCAACCACUGGGUGUAUUGGGUGGGACCCAUGAUUGGUGGAGCUAUGGGUGCCAUCCUGUAUGAUUUCAUGCUGUUUCCUCGUAUGCGGGGUCCCUCUGAGCGGCUAGCCACUCUCAAGGGCAGCCGACCUCCAGAGACCGAGAACCAGCAGGACACCCGCGGGGAGCCCAUCGAGCUGAAGACUCAAACCCUAUAAACCUGCUAAGAACCUGUGGACUGAAAUCUGGCUCUACCUCAACGGACCAU
This is a messenger RNA of Carassius carassius (crucian carp), 1322 nucleotides long. Its product is annotated as lens fiber major intrinsic protein-like. The record is from RefSeq and is a predicted model, not a curated record. NCBI's taxonomy places the organism in Eukaryota, Metazoa, Chordata, Actinopteri, Cypriniformes, Cyprinidae. Gene Ontology annotation, biological process: transmembrane transport. Gene Ontology annotation, cellular component: plasma membrane. The transcript has 4 exons. Gene Ontology annotation, molecular function: channel activity. The coding region runs from base 481 to 1272 and encodes 263 amino acids.